Molecule: messenger RNA, 3447 nt
Organism: Rana temporaria (common frog)
Lineage: Eukaryota; Metazoa; Chordata; Amphibia; Anura; Ranidae
Gene: RFX1
Product: regulatory factor X1
Exons: 20
Coding region: 392-2923 (843 amino acids)
Biological process (GO): regulation of transcription by RNA polymerase II
Cellular component (GO): nucleus
Molecular function (GO): DNA-binding transcription factor activity, RNA polymerase II-specific; RNA polymerase II cis-regulatory region sequence-specific DNA binding
Source: RefSeq, a predicted model, not a curated record
UUUGACUGACGCGGGCCUCAGCCAAUCGGGCGCCUGAAUCGCUUUGCAUUGCGUUGACGACAAGGAAGAGGGGGGAGGGACGUUAGCAACAGUUGCCCGGGUGAGGGACGGAGCGGCCAUAGCCACGGUAGUCGUGGCGACAAGAACCCCGGCAACAGGAAUCAACAACAACAACCCCCGGCGCCACCGGGCCCGGUCCCCCGCCGCACCGGGCGGCAUUUUUUCUCGCCGGCAGGGCGGUGCCAGUGUUUCCCCACCUCGGGCACACGCAGCUGUCCAGCCUCGGAGUGAAGCCCCAACAUCACGCUGACUGAGCGGACACGGCGCCGCCGCCACGGGGGAAAGCGCUGCUUAGUCUCCCGUAGGGUUGCAGACCUGUUCACCAACCAGGAUGGCGACUCAGACCUACGUGGCAGAACUCCAGACGACUUCACCUGCUUCUGGCCAGGCUACACCUCAACAGUAUGUGGCAGAACUUCAAGUGGCUCCACCCACACCUACCAACCAGACAACGGGACCGCAGACGCCAGCCCCCCAGCAGUACAUUGUGGUCACUGUAUCUGAAGGAGCCAUGAGAGCCAGUGAUGGAGAGCUGAGUCCCGGGGGAUCCUCUACGCCGCAGACUUCUGUGCCCACGCAGGUAGUGCAGCAAGUGCAAGCUGCACAGCAGCGUCUGGUGCUGCAGAGCACUCCGCAGGGUACCAAGGCAGCACAAGUCUCUCUCGCGGUUCACACGGUGCAACAGACGGCACACUCCCCACCUGAGAGUGACAGCUCUCCGCUAAAGACAAAUCAGAGCCAGGCACUGGUAAUACAUGGAACUCCACAGGAGCGCUCCGUUGUACAGACAACGUCUCAGCCCCAGAAGUCUUCUCCAGUGCACCAGCUCAAUGUCCAGGCUCUGCAGCAUGUCCAGAGCACAUCGGAGGUUCAGCAGAUGCAGCAAGUCCCUGUACAGCACAUAUAUCCUGGGCAGGUCCAGUAUGUGGAAGGAGGAGAUGCCAACUACACUGCAAGCACCAUCCGCUCUGGUUCCUACACCUACACCGAGACCCCACUUUACAGCCAAGCCACAGGAUCUACUUAUUUCGAGUCUCAAAGUGCCACAGGGCAGGGAAGCUCUCCUACACCCUCACCAACUGUGGCCAGUAGCCCCAUGUAUGUAUCCGGAGGGCAGAUCCUUGCCAGUGCCACCCCUCCUGGGUCUUCUGGUGGAGCUGCAGCAAGUGGAGGAUCAGGAUCUGGGACCUAUGUCAUACAGGGUGGAUUUAUAAUGGGCAACUCUACGCAGCCCUACUCUCACACCACACGUGCCUCUCCUGCCACAGUGCAGUGGCUACUGGACAAUUAUGAGACAGCAGAGGGAGUGAGCCUCCCACGCAGCACCCUUUACUGCCACUAUUUGCUGCACUGCCAGGAGCAGAAGCUGGAGCCAGUCAAUGCUGCCUCCUUUGGAAAGCUCAUCCGCUCAGUCUUCAUGGGAUUGCGCACUCGACGGUUGGGAACCAGAGGAAACUCCAAAUAUCACUACUAUGGUCUCCGUAUAAAAGCCAGCUCUCCCCUCCUGCGGCUCAUGGAGGAUCAGCAGCAUCUUGCUAUGCGGCAACAGCCAUUCUCCCAGAAACAGAGGAUGAAGCCCAUUCAGAAAAUGGAAGGAAUGAGUAAUGGGAUAGGAGGCCAGCAGUCAGCCUCUGGCCUUUUAGAUAUCAGCUCCCAGGUUCAGCAGUACCAGCAGUUCUUAGAUGCCUCCCGGACUCUGCCUGAGUUUACAGACAUAGACCUACAGGAAAAACCUCUUCCCGAUGGAGUCAUUUUGGCCGACAUCAAGGCCUUCCAGCUGCUUUAUCGAGAGCACUGUGAGGCUAUAGUGGACGUGGUGGUGAAUCUUCAGUUCACCCUGGUGGAGACCCUGUGGAAAAAAUUUUGGAGGUUCAACCAGACUCAGCACAGCGACAGCCCUGUAGAUGAUGAAGCAGAGAAACGAUUGCCAAAGGACAGUUUGGUGCUUUUGUCAAAGUACGAGCCUUUGCUGAAAUGGAGCCGGGACUGUGACCACUUGCUAUACCAGGGCCUUGUGGAGACCCUCAUCCCGGAUGUGCUACGUCCAAUUCCCAGUGCCCUGACACAGGCCAUCCGAAACUUUGCCAAGAGUCUAGAGAGUUGGUUAACAAGUGCAAUGAUGAAUAUUCCGGAGGAGAUGGUCAGAGUGAAGGUUGGUGCUGCAAGUGCAUUUGCCCAGACUUUGCGGCGCUAUACAUCGCUAAAUCACCUGGCCCAGGCCGCCCGCGCUGUGCUGCAGAAUACCGCUCAGAUCAACCAGAUGCUAAGCGACCUGAACCGUGUGGAUUUCACCAAUGUGCAGGAGCAGGCAUCCUGGGUGUGUCGGUGUGCGGAUCGCGUUGUCCAUCGGCUGGAGCAGGACUUUAAGCUAACGUUACAACAGCAGAGCUCACUGGAGCAGUGGGCCGAGUGGCUGGAUAGUGUCGUCUCUCAAGUGCUGAAGCCACAUCAAGGAUCACCCAGUUUUUCCAAGGCUGCCAAACUCUUCCUCCUCAAGUGGUCCUUCUACAGCUCGAUGGUGAUUCGAGAUCUCACUCUGCGCAGUGCGGCCAGCUUUGGCUCCUUCCAUCUUAUCCGCCUGCUGUAUGACGAGUACAUGUACUAUCUGAUAGAGCAUAGGGUGGCCCAAGCCCGGGGAGAGACCCCCAUCGCUGUCAUGGGAGAGUUUGCAAACGUGAGCAGCUCAUCGCAACCCAUGGAUCAGGACAAGGAUGAGGAAGAAGAAGAAGAUGAUGAGAGUGAUGAGGAAGUAACCCAUGAGCUUUCACUAAAUAUCGAUUCCUCCAAUUCCCUCGAGCCACCGAGCAAGCUCGCACGUACGGACUCCCAGGGGAUCUUUGUGCAGGUCCCGUCCACUACCUAAUCAGCACCUGAUUGGCCAACGUUACACCAGAGCCUUCUGGGAGCGCACGGAUUGGACGGGGGAGGGGGAUAUUACCUCCGUACCAACAAAAUCCCCACAAUGCACUAUCUAUGAUAUGAGAUCAUUACAACUACAAGGAUAAGGGCUGUAAGACCUGGCUGUGUCCUCUAUACCAGUCACCGAUGACCACUAUAUGUGUAUGUAUAUAAUCAACUAUAUAUACAUACAACUCGCCCACAAAGCACAGACUGCAAGGAAAGCGAAUUGUAUAUAUCUAGUAUACCAUCCAUUGUGAGGCUGUGCAUCCAACAAUGUGUACAUAGCUCGGCGAGCUUAAUGCAAGCUUAUCUCGUGCGUGUCUAUAUGUAUAUUCAUAUUCUAUAUAUAGAGUAAGUGUAUUUUAAAAUGCAGAAGUCCUGCCCUUAUAAAAUCCUGCAAAAUUUGGAAACUCGAAGUCCACCAGUCUUAUACGAGAACCCGUAUGGUGCCAGCCGGGUAAAUUCUCUGUGCCAUGACAAGCGUAC